GGAGCUGGUGUUACCGCAGUGAGCUCGACGCUGCAGGUGGUGUUCAGGUGUUCAGGUGUUCAGGUAGAGAGACGAGGCGGCAGGUGGAGGAAGGGAUGGAUUCACUUCGGAGUCUUUGUAAUGCGACGCUGGAUUAAUAUGUUUAACUAAAAAGUUGAGCUCUCACUUCGUCGGAUCAAACUUUACUAAACUUUCUCUGUUGUCUGUCUGGAGGCUGAAAAGCACCGAGGAGUUAAUAAUCACCUUUACUGCUUCACAAGUUACAGAUGCAGGAGGUCAGUGAGGCCUGCAGCCCGGUGGAGGAUGACAUGGUGGAUGGAGACCUGGGUGACGGGAUGAGAGUCAGAGCAGUGCCCAGCUCCACCAGGAAGAAGAGCCAAAGCUUUGCUGGUCUCACAGACACCCUGCUGUCCACAACGGAGCUGCUCAGGUGCAGCAGCAACCCCGGACCGAAGGCCGCAGAGACACAGCAGAGAGCCCGCUGGAAGUGGACGCUGCCUCACUCCACAGGCUCCCUGGUUGACCUGUCCAAAGAGGAGCUGAAAGACAGACUACAGGAAGCAACUGAGGUGAUAGACAUGUUAUGCUGUGAGCUGGAGGUGGCACAUCGUUACCUUGAAGGCAAAUAUGAAGCUCUGAAGAUCUUGCAGGGGAAGGCCAUUCUUGACAAAGCCACGAGCCACACUCAAAGUCUGCUGCAGAAAAGUGAGGCGAAGGCCAAAGCUCUGGAGAAGGAGGUGAACAGCUUGCAGUGGGAACUCAGCUUCACCCAGGUCCAGAUGAAGAAGUCUCAGCAAUCCUGGGAGGAGAAAUACAACAGAAUUUCGAGUGAGAACAAGAUUCUGACUGACAGAUGGGAGAAAAGAGAGAGUGAGAUCCAGCAGCUCCGGGCAGAACAUUCUGCUCGUAGUCGGCAGUACCUGGAGCUUCUCUCCAUGUUGAGUGUGAAGGAGCAGAGAGCUUACCAAGAAACCAAACCUCAGUACAGCCCAGAGAGAGACGCAACUGUUCUGGAGCUGGCAGUUUUGGGGGCCUGCCGGUGUCCUGGUGUUGCUGAAGCUUGUCCGUGCAGUCGGACUGCUGCCGCCAGCAGGAAGCAGCUCGUCCAGCUACAACAGGAGCUGGAUGCUCAGCACUUGAGGAGAGACGAGGCGUCGAUGGUUGCAGACGCUUUUCGCAUCGCCUUUGAACAGCAGCUGAGGAAACGAAGUGAGCACUUCCUGCUGCUGGCUGAUGCCAACAUCCUGAAAUCCCAUCACUGCAAGGCUGAAGGUGCUAACUGGAGUCCUUUAAUCAGUGUAAGCCAGAGGUUGAGAGGAUUGCUGCCUUCCAAGAUGCCUGAUGAUCUUUUAGAGACUCUCUACAGACUGCUGGACUUGCUGAACGACAAGGACGAGGCCCUGGCCCACCAGAGGAAGGUGAGCAUCAUGUUAGCCCACAGUGCCGAGGAGCUGCAGAGACAGUUGCAUCUAGAUUCACAUUGCUGCCCAUCAGAGAACCAGAGCCAGCCUCAGCAAACAUCUGAUACAUCGGAGUCUAAGAUCCAACCACAAGUCCUAUCAGAGUCCAACACCCAAGAACAGCAACAACUAGAGCUGCCGGAUUCCCACCUUCAGCUAGGACAACCACCACGUCUGUCAGAGUCCAGGACUGAACCACGGGAGCUGUCAGACUCACAGUCACAGUCAAACAUCCAGCCACUGUCUAACCACAAGAGCCACACGCCUGAAAUCCAACAAUCAAACCAACCGGAGUCCUGAUCCACACACAGGAUCUACCAGACUCUAUGCCUCAGCCACAGACGCAGCAGUCAGGGGUUUGAUUCUGAAAGAGCGUAUAGGAAGACGUUGGAUGUAGCAUCUCUGAUGUCACACAGGGGCUUUAUCUGAAGGAAUGGUAUGAAAGCGUAUGAUUUGACCACUCACUGCUGGAGUCAAAACACCCAAAUCCCCCUUCCAGGAUGGACAGACGUGCAAUAGAUGUCGUGUGUACAGAGUAACAACCUAAUGAAAAUACAACAUAGACAAUCCAUAUGACAAAAAUGA
Molecule: messenger RNA, 2045 nt
Organism: Sebastes umbrosus (honeycomb rockfish)
Lineage: Eukaryota; Metazoa; Chordata; Actinopteri; Perciformes; Sebastidae
Gene: ccdc125
Product: coiled-coil domain containing 125
Exons: 12
Coding region: 267-1760 (497 amino acids)
Biological process (GO): negative regulation of Rho protein signal transduction; negative regulation of cell motility
Cellular component (GO): cytoplasm
Source: RefSeq, a predicted model, not a curated record